AUGAGUGAAAAGCAGUACGCUCGAAAAGCCCUAGAAGAGGUGAUCCGAUUGGCUGACGAAAAGAUUGUGGCCACCGAAGAAAUUGUAUUAAAAAAAGAGGAUGACUUUAAUGAAUUCGCUCAUUCGUGCGAUGACACUGUCAAAGAUCUUGACCAGUAUUUUCUUUCCAUCAUGCGUCAGUUGGAGAAGUGGAAGCACGUUUUUAUUCAGGAAUUACAAGCAAGUACUUCGGCUGCUGCUUCCGAAUUUCAAAAUCGCAAUGCUCAAAUUGGUGAAUUAAUAGGUCGGUUGAGAGAACUACGUGAAACCUCCGCACAUAUUCUUGCAACUGAACAAUUCAAAAACACAGAUCUCGUUUUUGACGUUCAUGGAUGCAUAUUCAGCAUAAAUCAAGCAAUAGAAAAUAUGACUGAAUUUUUGGCUGAAUGCGUACCGCUCAAGUUUGUCGGAAAGCUUAACUUCGAUUCCGUUCAAAAAUCGGAUGUUGGCUCGAUGGAGCGCUUGGCUGACAAUAACUACGCAGAAAUCUUGCCAAGCAAACUUCCCAAAAUUAAGUUAGGUCAAUUAUUUAAUCUCGACUUCCGAAUUUCUAAAAAGUACUGUGAAGCUGCCAAGCGCUUUAUUACAUAUUCGGUUUCUAAAGAGGAUGGACAGUACCAGAAAGUCUGCGCUUACUUGCAUGAUAAUAAGGAUGGCUCCUACGCUCUAAGCUUUCCAAUCACUGCCAUCAUCCCGCAUACUGUGCACAUCUACUACUUGGGGGAGCAUAUACGCAACAGUCCAUACACAAUCGUCUUUAAGGUGGGACAGAACCAGGGUGGAAAUGCAGUUGGAGUUGGUGGCCAGACUUCCGUAACAGGUUUCGUCGGCUCAUCAAAGGAUAUAAUGGGAGAUGGAGCAAACAACUCCACCAGACCUGUGGGCAAGACAGGUGAUGACUACCGUAGAAAUAAGUGGAGUACCAGUUCAACGGACAGCUCUCAAAAUAACAACAAUUGGAACCAGGUCAUGGGGGCAAAUAUUUCUCCUGAAUCUAACCAAUCUUCUGAAUCGGGGGCAUAG
Molecule: messenger RNA, 1062 nt
Organism: Echinococcus granulosus
Lineage: Eukaryota; Metazoa; Platyhelminthes; Cestoda; Cyclophyllidea; Taeniidae
Exons: 2
Coding region: 1-1062 (353 amino acids)
Source: RefSeq, a predicted model, not a curated record